Messenger RNA from Rasamsonia emersonii CBS 393.64, 726 nucleotides. RefSeq lists its product as uncharacterized. Bases 1 to 726 code for a protein of 241 amino acids. The record is from RefSeq and is a predicted model, not a curated record. Lineage: Eukaryota; Fungi; Ascomycota; Eurotiomycetes; Eurotiales; Trichocomaceae. The transcript is spliced from 3 exons.
AUGCACCUCUCGAUAUCGAGAUGGACGGUUCUGCUAGUGACCGUGCUGUCCUGGCUCGGGUCCGUUGAUGCACACACCGUCAUCGUCUAUCCAGGCUACAGAGGAAAUAAUCUUCACACGAAUGGCACUGUCGAGGAAGCAAAUGGCCAGGGACAAGCCUACGUCAACGGUUCCACGAUCUACCCCUACGGAAUGCAGUGGAUGUAUCCUUGCGGAGGAAUGCCUACGUCGACGAACCGAACCAAGUGGCCGGUGCAAGGAGGAGCGAUCGCGGUUCAGCCGGGCUGGUUUCAAGGACACAAGACGGCCUUCUUCUACUUCAACCUGGGUCUGGGUACGGUGCCGCCAAACAUGAGCCACCCGAUGCUCGCGCCGAUUCAGAUUAUCGGACCGUCGUCGAAUCCCUAUCCCGGGACAUUCUGUCUGCCUCAGGUGCCCUUGCCUGCCAACAUCACGGUGAACGUGGGCGAUCAUGCCACCAUCCAGGUGAUCGAAACGGCCAUUCACGGGGCGGCCCUGUAUAAUUGCGUCGACAUUGAAUUCGCCGAGCCAGAGGACUGCGAAGAGGUCACGCCGGACAACUGCUUCAACUCGUCCGACAUCUCCUUCGCGGACGUCUACACCACGGCGUCCUUGUCCGCCGCUCCGGCCCUUCGACCAUCCAUGCUGACCGGUCUGGCGGCAUCCAUCCCGCUGCUUCUGAUGGGCCUGUUUGGGUUGUUGUAG